UUUUCCUGAUAAAAAGACAACAAUUGUUUGUUUUAGGAUUUUAUAAAUCUUUGUUACUGAUCAAUCCUUUUAUCUAACUAGUUCACUGCCUCAUUCAAGAAAUACUUACUGCUACAUGAAUAACUACUUGAAACUGUUCACAUCACACAAAAUAAGGAAUGGACACCUACCGCAAGAUAUUUUACGCCCUUGUCAUAUUCAUGGUAAUAUGCAUUUGUUUUUAUAUUUCUCAACUUGAAUAUAAUCUCAAGAACCUACAAAACAUUUGGAAUUGGACUCCAACAACUAAGCAGUAUGUUUCCUACAGAAGGAAUACCUCUCGAUUGUUUCCAGGUAAUCAGCCUGAAAACGAUCGUAUCGAAGCUCAAAUGAAAUAUGUCCUACCAGGAGAGGAAAGAUGGGAAAAUUAUAAACGGAAUACGCACCAAAAUCAAUCAGAUUCUGAUCGAAAUGUAAAGUUAAAGCCAAUUAGACCAAAGUUUAAAACGUUGUUAAUAUACAGUUUAAGAUAUCUGCAACCAUUGAAGGAAAAUCAAACGAGUUUCCUGGAAUAUAAAUGUCCAGUUAAUGAAUGUUUAGUCACAAACAACAAAGCAAUGCAAAAUAGUGUAGAUGCUAUUUUCUUUUAUGAGACAGUGGGACUAUCACAGAAACCAAACCACACGAACCAAAUAUGGAUUUAUAUGACACAAGAGUGUCCUUUUUUCAACCCAUCAGUGAAACACCUGGGAAAUAAAAUCAACUGGACGAUUAAUUAUCGGCAGGACAGUACGAUUGUAUAUCCUUACGGAAAAUUUCGAUAUUUUAACAAGUCAGUAAGACAAAAAGUACAAGUUCAAAAUUAUGCAACGGGAAAAACAAAGAAGGUUGCUUGGUUCGUAUCGAACUGUCGUCCAAGCAACAAUCGAAUGGGUUAUGCUAAGGAGCUCGGAAAAUAUAUCCAGGUGGAUAUUUACGGUAGAUGUGGUACAAAAGUUUGCAAAAGAGAGGAUAAAUAUAGUUGCUUUGAGAUAUUAAAAAAGGAAUACAAAUUUUAUUUGGCAUUCGAAAAUUCCAAUUGUAGAGAUUAUAUUACUGAAAAAUUCUUCAUUAAUGGUUUGAUAUAUAAUGCUAUUCCAAUUGUAAUGGGUGCCCAUCCUGAUGAGUAUCGUGAAGUAGCACCCGAGAAUUCGUACAUCCACUACGAGGAUUUCAAAUCCCCAAAAGAAUUGGCAGAUUAUCUGCAUGAACUUGAUAAAAAUGAUACUCUUUAUAAUGAGUAUUUCAAAUGGAAAGGAACAGGAGAAUUUAUUGAUACCAAAUUUUGGUGUCGUGUUUGUGCGAUGCUACACGCUGCCGAUUAUUACAAGCCGACAUGGUAUGAAAACGUAUGGGAAUGGUGGGCAGGAAAGGGUAAGUGUAUUGGAAAGGAACGGUGGACAUAAAACAUAGGAUAUUGUGAUAUAAUGUCCAUGAUGUAUUCAUUGAGCGGGAUGAAAUAUAUUGAGAGAGAGAGAGGGGGAGGAAGAGAGAGAGAGAUUGAGUGGAGGCGGCAAAGAUAGGAAAGAGGUAAGAGAACUUGAAAACUGCAAAUUCUCACGAAAAUAAGAAAACCCUUUAAAAUUAUUUAAAAUUUUCGGCAAAGUUGUGUCAUGAUUAAAUUUAAUGUUCCCUUCUUGGGUAAUCUUUCCUUUCGGACUGUUUUUACUUCUACAACCGUAUUUAAACAAACAUAUUGAACAGUGUUUAUUUUUCUUUUCGUGAAUUCGUUUCCAUCGUUACAUGAUUUAUUUCUUUAUGUGUGUCACGUUACAGAGUUGUGCUUAUAUAAAUACUAGACUACCCGUGGGUCACCGGGAAACUCAGUGUUACAGCAACGGAGUUUUGUUUCGUGAGUUUUUUUUCUUUUCCAAGUUAUUUCGCAUGCUUUCAACGAAUGACAUUGAAACCACGCGCAAACGACUCCUUUCCCCCAGAAAAGGAAAGAUUUGGCAUCUAUUUUCGCAUGCUGUGCUACCACGUAACAGGUAUGUCGGUCUUGUAUCACAAAUUGAUGUUGCGUAGUAACGGGACGUGCUAAAAAUAGCAGCCAAAUCUGUAUGUAUGUAUGUUUGUAUGUGAGUAUUUACUUAUGUGUGUAGACGUGUCUGCAUGUAUGUAUAUGUUUAGUAUAUGUAAACUUAUGUUUAUGUGCUGAUACGUGUGUCUGUUCAAGUUGUAUAUAUGACUGUUACUCUGUUGAAUAUUGUAUGUAUAUAUAUAUUCACUGUAAAUAAAACAAAUCGUAUUUU
Octopus sinensis (East Asian common octopus) is the source of this 2270-nucleotide messenger RNA. RefSeq names its product glycoprotein 3-alpha-L-fucosyltransferase A-like. Lineage: Eukaryota; Metazoa; Mollusca; Cephalopoda; Octopoda; Octopodidae. The transcript is spliced from 2 exons. The record is from RefSeq and is a predicted model, not a curated record. Gene Ontology annotation, molecular function: alpha-(1->3)-fucosyltransferase activity. Gene Ontology annotation, cellular component: membrane. Bases 159 to 1424 code for a protein of 421 amino acids.